GUUUGAGAUAAGGAAGAAAUUAAACUAAGAUGGAGUAUAAGCAUUUCAGCCACCCUCACACACUAAACCUAUACAAGGUACAAGAAGGUCAGCAAUGUCGCUGCCAUGGCUGCCAAUCCCUCUGCUACGACUCCGUCUACGCCUGCCGGAGCUGCGAUUUCUUCCUCCACGACCACUGCGGCAACGCCAACCGGUACCUCAACCACCCAUCCCACCCCCUUCACCCUCUCGUCCUUUUCCCGGCCCCAACUUACUGCAGCGGCUCCUUCUUGUGCAACGCCUGCGGAUCGCCGGGGAGCGGGUUCUCCUACGCCUGCGCGCUUUGCGAGGUCGAUCUCCACCUCCACUGCGCGUUCUUGCCGCCCAAGGUGGCCCACAAGGCCCACCAGCACGAUCUGAUCCUCAGUUUCCCCGCCCCGGAUCACGCGGAAUCGGUUGAGUACUGCAAAAUAUGCGCCAAAAAGAUGGAUUCUAAGCUUUGGUCUUAUUGUUGUGGUAAAAGUGGUGAGGAUGAAUGUGAUUUUCGUGUUCAUACUUUUUGCGCCACCACGGAGGUCAAACCCGGACUGUAUCAGGGCCUGGAGUCUGAACCGCCGCCGGCGGCGGCGGAUACAAACUCAGGCGGUAAUCAGCCGCCGCAGCUAACACCGGAUGAGGCGGCGGCGGCGGAAUUAUAUUCGCUUCAGCUUCAGAUGCAAAUGAACCAGCAGCUUGCACAGAUGAUGGCAGCAUUCAAUCUGAGUCAGUUUGUCUAUGAGUUCUGUCUCGGUGAUACUAAUAUUGAUUAUCUCAAGGUUGUACGUGAGAGUGAGUUUGUUUUAGAGACAUAUCUCACAAAUGUGAGAUUUCCAAUGGAAGAUGAGAGCGAGGGACGAUUGUGGCAACAUUUCAGCCACGCCCAUCUCUUGGUGCUGGGCAAUCCGCCGCCGGAAGAAAACCCAGUCUGCCACGGCUGCAAAACCACCAUUUUUCCGGCGAAACCCUGUUACAUGUGCCGGAAAUGCCCCUUCUUUCUUCACCAAGUGUGUUUCGGCAUGCCCAAAACCGUGCACCACCCGGUUGACCCACACGCGCUAGACCUCUCGUCCCAGAAAAUCGCGGCGCCCUGCAAAGCCUGUGGGCAAUUAAUCUCCACUUUCUAUUACGGCUGCGUUAAGUGCCAGAGCUUUUACCAUGUCCUCUGCUUAGCCAUGCCGGUUUCCUUGAAAGUCCCGUCGCACCCCCACGCGCUGACGCUGGAAUUCUCGCCGCCUUACGAUUUCCGGUGCGACUUGUGCGCGCGGCCCUGCUACGCUUCCCACGCCGCGUGGCUCUACCACUGCGGCCUCUGCGAAUUCGACGUGCACAUCUCGUGCGCCGUCACCAACAGAGGCGCGCGGUUUCUCCACGAUGAAUCCCCCGGCGGCGGCGAUGACGGUUGCAGGGCGGCGCGUGGGAGCAAACGCCACGAAUUCAUGGAGUUGCUGUGGAGAGGAAUCAACAGAAACCACCAGGAAACGCCGGGGGAACUGGAGGACGUGGCCACGCCUAGCUACCAGUUCAGCGACGCCUGUUUUUCCAUUGAUUUCGCCAAUUCGGUGUUGGACGAUGAGGAAGGGGCCCUGCCGGAACAUGGAGGAAAAAUCACCGCCGGCGGCUAUGUAAAUCUGCCCAAACCGGCGCCGGCUCCUCACCAUCAUCAUGCUCAAAGGUCAUCAUCUUCACUCGAUUUCAUGAGUGAAAGUUCAAAGAGAGAGCUAAAUGUGAAGAUUUCUUCUCCCAUUAGCUCUCGAGUCUGGAUGGAGAUAGACCCAGAGAGCAAAAAAAGGGAUUUCCAGACACAAAAAUCUCAAAAUGUAAAAGAAAAAAGAUCGUGUUGCUGGUAAUUUUUUGAAGAUUCAGAACCAGGGGCUACGUGAAGGUGAAGUCAAUCAAAUAUGGGGAAAAAUCAGUGUUCUUUUUUCUUGUAUAACGAUUACAUACUAUGACAUUGUGAUACUAUAAAUGUUCAACAUAUCAUCAGAAAAUUGAAUAAAUAUUUCAAACAUAUUUCAUUA
Messenger RNA from Ipomoea triloba (trilobed morning glory), 2036 nucleotides. RefSeq lists its product as uncharacterized. The transcript is spliced from 4 exons. Bases 30 to 1865 code for a protein of 611 amino acids. NCBI's taxonomy places the organism in Eukaryota, Viridiplantae, Streptophyta, Magnoliopsida, Solanales, Convolvulaceae. The record is from RefSeq and is a predicted model, not a curated record.